Messenger RNA from Crotalus tigris (Tiger rattlesnake), 3333 nucleotides. RefSeq names its product H-2 class I histocompatibility antigen, Q9 alpha chain-like. The coding region runs from base 993 to 2027 and encodes 344 amino acids. Gene Ontology annotation, cellular component: external side of plasma membrane. The transcript is spliced from 4 exons. Gene Ontology annotation, biological process: immune response. The record is from RefSeq and is a predicted model, not a curated record. NCBI's taxonomy places the organism in Eukaryota, Metazoa, Chordata, Lepidosauria, Squamata, Viperidae.
AAUUCUGGGAGUUGAAGUCCACAAGUCAUAAAAGAGCCGUGGUUGCCUACCCCUGGCCUAGAUACUGUAUGUUGGGGGAGGAGAAUUCCAGAUUUUGGCUUCACUAUGUACGAUGCCGAAGCUAUGUUGCAAAUUAAAAGAUUCUUUAAGGUAAACAAUGCCUCAAAGUUCUUUGAAGAGCUUCAUCUUUCAGAACCAUGACGCCAUCCAAUACUGACAGUUAUCCUGUCCCCCUUCUUCCUUCUCUGCCAUGCUUCGCUCCCUCCACCCUUCAUCGUAGGAUUGAGCCUUCAGGCCCUUUGUUGCUCUUCUCUGCACGCUUUCCAGGCUAGGCUGUCUCUCUUUUUUCAUCCUGGUGACCAAAGUUGUAUCCCAGGGUGGCCUCACAGGUGCAGGAUUAAAGCGCUGCCCCCAUUUCUCCUCAUCUUGACCUUGUCCCUCUGUUGACUCAGCCCAGGAGUGAGUGCAUUGGCCCUUUUGGCCCCUCCCCCUGAUCCCCGGCUGGGAGGGGCUGUGCGGGGUCUCCUCUCCCCCGGAGAACCCUCCCGCUUUUCUCAGCCCCGCAGCCCCUCCCCUCCCCCAAGAGGCGGAGUCCCCGGAAGGGGAUUUCCCGAUGGAACUUUAGAUGCCCUUUCUACGACCCUCUCCCCGGUUGGGCCUGGACGUCUGCCUAGCAACAAUGACGCCAAGAGAAUGCUUUUUCUUUUCCUACUGGUUGGGAUUGGCCAAUCACCAGCAUGUUCUGGAUCGUUGCGUUGUUGAUCACCGAGAGCGCCUCUUUCUUUGCUUUGUGGCUUCAGGAGAAGAGCGUGGCGCGGGCUGGCGGUCGCGGCCUUACUAGCAACGGCCUGGACGUCUGCCUAGCAACAAUGACGACAUGAGAAUGCUUUUUUUUCCUACUGGUUGGGAUUGGCCAAUCACCAGCCUGUUCUGGAUAGUUGCGUUGUUGAUCGCCUGGUUCUUCGGGGCGCAGGUUGGGGAUCGCGGCCAGGAUGGCUCUGCGCUCUGCGCCCCUCUUGCUCCUGGUGCUGGUGGCGCUCGCCCUCCGGGAGGGCUACUUUGGCGCCUCCUCCCACUCCCUGAAGUAUUUCUACUCCUCCAUCUCGGAGCCCAGUCAGGGGCAGCCCCACUUUGUCGGUGUGGGGUACGUGGACGGUCAGGUCUUCGUUCACUACGACAGCAACAGCCGGAGGAUGCAGCCUCGAGUCUCCUGGAUGGAGAAAGCGGAGAAAGAAGACCCCCAAUACUGGGACAUUAAUACCCGGAAUUUUCUUGAGGCUGAGGAUUCCUUCAAAAAUGGCCUGGAGACUCUGAGGACUCGCUACAAUCAGAGCGAAGGCCUUCACACAUGGCAGAGGGUGUACGGCUGUGAGCUGCAGGGAGAAGAGAGCAAAGGAGGGUUUGAUCAGUUUGGCUACGACGGGAGGACCUUCCUCACCUUUGACAAGGAGACCCUCACCUGGGUGGCUCCCCAACCCCAGGCCCAGAUCUCCCAGAGGAAAUGGGACGCUGUUCCAGGAUUGAAUCAGGGACAGAAAUCCUACCUGGAGGAAAUCUGCAUUGAGUGGCUGGAGAGGUACCUGUCCUAUGGGAAGGAGACGCUGCUGAGGACAGAGCCCCCAGAGGUGACCAUGAGCAGCAAGACGGAGGUGGAGGAUGGGAUGGAGACGCACGUCUGCCGCCUGGAUGGCUUCUACCCCAGGGAGAUCGAGGCCUCCUGGACGAGGGACGGGGAGGUCUGGCUGCAGGACACCCUCCGUGGCUCCGUGGCCCCCAACGCGGAUGGGACCUUCCACGCCUGGCUCAGCAUCCAGAUCGAUCCCAAACGGAGGGGCCGCUAUCGGUGCCACGUGGAGCACGACAGCCUGCAGGAGCCUCUGGACGUAGCCCUGAAGGGUGAGAGGCUGCAGGGAGGGAAAGGCUGGGCUCUUGGGCAGGCUGGAGGGUUGUGGGAGAGGAAUCUCACCCCCAGAUGUGAGCCUACUGGAGCUUUGAUCCAUUGGUUUUUCCAUUGUGGAGGUUGGUGAAGCUGCAGGGACCAGUCCGUAGAACUGGCUUCAGGUGAUUUAAGGGAAGCAGCAGAUCCCAUCACAAGAGCUGGCAGAUCCUGAUGAAAUGGCCUCAGAGCCUCUCUUAGCCUUUCUUCUCCCGUUUCCUCCCUCCAGCAGAAAAGCAGCGACUACGCUGAGCACCAGAAACCGAUUUGCUUUUGUUUAGAAUCCCCAAAAUACACAAAUGAAGAGGCAUCUGGAAGCCCCUUUUCUGAAUGCCACAUUUGAUUAAAAUGGAUGAACUGUGGCUGCUUUCAGGAAAUGCCUAGAGUGGCUGGUCUGAUGGCUAACAUGGCAAUCCUGCACCAAACAGGGGGUUAGACAGGAUGACCUCUUAGGUUCCUUCCUUCCAAGUGUAGGAUUCUAAGCGUGAUGUUCUUCACUUACGAUAUAAACAUCUGAAGUGCAAGUAUUGGGUGGGCCAUAUUUGGCUGGAUGGGAAACGGAAUAUGAGCCAGAAGCACAAAGUACCUUAAAAGAAGGAAUGUGGAAUUUUUGGCUGUACCAAAUAAACCAUGGUUUCCAAACGAUCAAGGGAAUCGUCUGCCUCUGUUCUGCCAUGAUCGGACCUUGCCUCAAGGAGAACAUCCAGUUCUGGGCAACACCCAUUAAUGCAGAUUCACAGCCAUUGGAAGAAAUCCACAGUAAAGCAACCAGACUGAAACUGAAUCCUCAGUAGAUGUCUAGACAGGAAUCAGCGUGUUUUAGUCUUGAGGAAAGAACGGCGGUGGAAGACCAAUCUUAAAAAAGAUAAAGAAAAUGAAACUGUAUACUUAAAAAAAAAGGACAGGUGACAUGAACGCUUUUACUUUUUUACAUUUUAUUUUUUACAUUUUAUUAUUUAAAGAGGAGAGCCUCUUUAAAUAAUAAAAUGCAAAUACUCAGGUUUAAGAAAAAAGAUAGCAUUCCAGAGCUGCCCAAUUCCACCCAGAGUCAUGACUAAUUGGGGCAGCCUCUUAAAAAGAACACAACGUUUUUUAUUUUUUCACAAAUUUUGUUGCUGAAGUUUCUGUUUCUAUAAACGGCUGAGAGUCACCAGAUUGCAAACGGCUGCUUUGAGCUGAAGAGCUAAAGAGGAAUUCUGUUGCCUUCAUGUUGGGCUGGUGGGAGAAGAAGGCAGCGACAUGAGGUUACGUCCUAACAAUGGUUAGCAAGGCACCUUCAUGCUACCCUUAGAGGGACAUGAAGAGGAGCCCAUGGAGGUUUUAAUUUGGGGAAUUUCCAGCUUUCGCUGCUUUAGGUCUCUCCCCUAAUUGGAAUGAUUGUUUUGGGCUCUCCUUCA